AUGAGCGACAGUCGCGCCUCCAAGGAAUGGCCCAAUCGCGGGCAUGAGCUGAUUGCAACGGCAUCUGCUAUGGCCACGUUCUCAACGCUGGUAGCGCUAUGGCGCGUUAUUGUGAGACUGCGAGUCAAUCCUUGGCUAGGAGUGAGUGACUGGCUCAUGAUAGGAGGUGUGAUCCUCAACUUUGUGUCUUGCAUACCAUAUGCUAUUCUCGCGGCGAACGGUGGCCAAGGCCGCUUGAUGGCAGAUCCUUGGUGGCAGGUCCCUGGGCACACGUCCAACGAGCUGCACAUCAUCUUCAUCUCGCAAUGUCUAAACGUUUAUGCCAUGUUCUUGGUGAAAGCGUCAAUCUGCGCGUACCUUAUGGCCUUGAACCUUGGGCCGAGCUAUCGCGUUCUAAUCUGGAUUUCAGUAUUCAUCGUUGUGUCAUUGAACUUCAUCAUGAUGCUGAUCCUACACUUCGCGUACUGUCGGCCGUAUUGGUCGAGAUGGGACUUUUCCGUGAAGGGAGAGUGCUGGCCUGCAGCAGUCAGUGAGUGGACAGCGUACUUUCAGAUCGCGUCCAAUAUCGUCACAGACCUCAUUUACGCUGCGGCGCCGAUCAUAUACCUCAGACAUGUACAACUCAGCAAGCGAACACAGUGGGGCGUCAGAAUCGUUUUCCUGCUGGCGCUAGUUGGAACUGCGCUCUCGAUUGUUAAAAUCCCCACUACGUACAGGUUCCUUCGCUCUAAAGAGGUGAUGUGGGAUGCCAUCGACUUGAGCAUCUGCAGCAUCAACGAAGUCUGUGUUGGAAUUGUCAUUGCAAAUCUUCCACCUCUGCGAAAGACGAUCAAUGAGUUCUUAUCAAAGGUCUUACCCACCAAGUUUGCUUCUAGUGCUGGCGUUGCAUCGCGUAAACAACCUAGUCAAAUUGUUUUGAGUUCCAUGACACAUAGCUCGAAGGGCCACACUAAGCUGGACAAUCAGGGCGACAGUGAGAGCGAGCGAUAUAUCUUAGGGCUUGAGGAUAGAAAAAGCUUAGGUAUUUCAAGGGCAUAA
Molecule: messenger RNA, 1038 nt
Organism: Dothidotthia symphoricarpi CBS 119687
Lineage: Eukaryota; Fungi; Ascomycota; Dothideomycetes; Pleosporales; Dothidotthiaceae
Exons: 4
Coding region: 1-1038 (345 amino acids)
Source: RefSeq, a predicted model, not a curated record